UAUUAAUAAUGUAAAAGUUUAAUGGAAUUCGAUCAUUGGUGAAUUUGAGUAAAUUCAGAGCAAGUGAUCAUCAUAUAAAAGCUAGUCAUCACUAACCAAACAGACCUGAUUUAAUGACUAGUGUUGAUAUAGAUAAAUAUAGAGUUUUUAUUAACAAGCAUCCAGAAGUAAGAGAGAGAUUUUUUGCUACAUACACUUGGUUACCAAAGAUUACACCGUAUUUUAAUAAUUAUAUUACUUUACUAGAUUAUACAAUUCAACAAUUUCCAAAUACAUUGCAACAUCAUUUUCAAGUGUUUAAGCUGAAGCUGUUUCUGAUGUGUAUUUCCCACCAAAGGUAUUAAACUAUUAGAAUCAAUUUAGCUUCAUGAGAAUGGCAUCAACAUUUAUACAUCAUAUAGAUUUGGAAAAACUUUUAGAUAUGGCAGAUCUUUAGAAAUUGUAGGAGGAAUCUUCUUCUUGACUACUAAAUAUCCAUUGUAUUAUGCUUUGGUUGCCUUAUUUGGUUACACAGCUGGAUUUAAUGUAUUAACUAAUCAUAAAUCAUAGGCCUACUUUUAUGAACUUACAAGAAGAACAGUUAUUAGAAUGGAUUUGUUGCCUCAUACUCAUUAAAUUGCUGUUUAAAAAAUUGGUGCUUUUGGAUAAGUGAUCACUAAAUUGCAUCAAAUAUCAGAUUUAGAGCAUGUUAAUUUUUCAGAAUAAGAGACAAAAGGUAAUUACAUAUAUAAUCAAUCUAGAAAAUUACUUUUGGAAUCUAAAUUAUCAUAAAUUAGAUAGAAAUCUUAUUUUCAAGGACAAAUCCACUGGAGAAUUUCUCACUUUUGAUAGUGAAGGAUGGUGGGAUAGAUAAGCCUUAGAGCAUGAAUUGCUUAAUUGAUUAUGAUCAACAAUAUAAUAAUUCAAUA
Molecule: messenger RNA, 908 nt
Organism: Paramecium sonneborni
Lineage: Eukaryota; Ciliophora; Oligohymenophorea; Peniculida; Parameciidae
Source: the annotation of a GenBank genome assembly